Molecule: messenger RNA, 2023 nt
Organism: Octodon degus (degu)
Lineage: Eukaryota; Metazoa; Chordata; Mammalia; Rodentia; Octodontidae
Gene: Ap2m1
Product: adaptor related protein complex 2 mu 1 subunit
Exons: 13
Coding region: 248-1555 (435 amino acids)
Biological process (GO): intracellular protein transport; clathrin-dependent endocytosis
Cellular component (GO): cytoplasmic vesicle; AP-2 adaptor complex
Molecular function (GO): clathrin-cargo adaptor activity
Source: RefSeq, a predicted model, not a curated record
CUGCAGUGAAAGCCGAGGCGGCGGGCUGGCGAGGUGGGGGCGGGCGGACAUCUUGGGAUCUGGAGAGUGGCCGGGCCGUCUGAGUAGGGGGCCGCGAACGCGGACUCCAGGACGGUGACAGGCCUCUCCAUGCGCCACGCCAUUCCCCCAGUUCAGCGACUCCCCAGGGCUCUUCUUUGACCUGUGACAGCUCCGUCCCUUGUGGUCUCUUCUCAGAGCAAUGGGCUGUGGACACUGAGCUGCCGCCAUGAUUGGAGGCUUAUUCAUCUAUAAUCACAAGGGGGAGGUGCUCAUCUCCCGGGUCUACCGAGAUGACAUCGGGAGGAAUGCAGUGGAUGCCUUUCGGGUCAAUGUUAUCCACGCACGGCAGCAGGUGCGCAGCCCCGUCACCAACAUUGCUCGCACCAGCUUCUUCCAUGUUAAGCGCUCCAACAUCUGGCUGGCAGCUGUCACCAAGCAGAAUGUCAACGCUGCUAUGGUCUUUGAAUUCCUCUACAAGAUGUGUGACGUAAUGGCUGCCUACUUUGGCAAGAUCAGCGAGGAAAACAUCAAGAACAAUUUUGUGCUCAUAUAUGAGCUGCUGGAUGAGAUCCUGGACUUUGGCUACCCCCAGAAUUCAGAGACAGGUGCACUGAAAACCUUCAUCACCCAACAAGGCAUCAAGAGUCAGCAUCAGACAAAAGAGGAGCAGUCCCAGAUCACCAGCCAGGUGACAGGGCAGAUUGGCUGGCGGCGAGAGGGCAUCAAGUAUCGCCGGAAUGAGCUCUUCCUGGAUGUGCUGGAGAGUGUGAACCUGCUCAUGUCCCCACAGGGGCAGGUGCUGAGCGCCCAUGUGUCAGGCCGGGUUGUAAUGAAGAGCUACCUAAGUGGCAUGCCUGAGUGCAAGUUCGGGAUGAAUGACAAGAUUGUCAUUGAAAAGCAGGGCAAAGGCACAGCUGAUGAAACAAGCAAGAGCGGGAAGCAAUCAAUUGCUAUUGAUGACUGCACCUUCCACCAGUGUGUGCGACUCAGCAAGUUUGACUCGGAACGGAGCAUCAGUUUUAUCCCACCAGAUGGAGAGUUUGAGCUAAUGAGGUAUCGCACCACCAAGGACAUCAUCCUUCCUUUCCGGGUGAUCCCACUUGUGCGGGAAGUAGGACGCACCAAACUGGAGGUCAAAGUAGUAAUCAAGUCCAACUUCAAGCCCUCACUGCUGGCCCAGAAGAUUGAGGUGAGGAUCCCGACCCCACUGAACACAAGCGGAGUACAGGUGAUCUGCAUGAAGGGGAAGGCCAAGUACAAGGCCAGUGAAAACGCCAUUGUGUGGAAGAUCAAGCGCAUGGCAGGCAUGAAGGAAUCGCAGAUCAGCGCAGAGAUUGAGCUUCUGCCCACUAAUGACAAGAAGAAGUGGGCUCGACCCCCCAUUUCCAUGAACUUUGAGGUGCCAUUCGCGCCUUCUGGCCUCAAGGUGCGCUACUUGAAGGUGUUUGAGCCGAAGCUGAACUACAGCGAUCACGAUGUCAUCAAAUGGGUGCGCUACAUUGGCCGCAGUGGCAUUUAUGAAACCCGCUGCUAACUGCCUAGUAACAGCUGGCCCACCUCCCCACCCCACCUCCUCUACAAGUCCAGGUGCCCCUGAGUCACCAUGCAUCAGUGUCUCCUCCCCGCUGCUUUGCUGCCUUCCCUUUGCACCAUCCCCUGAGCCUAGGUCUGGACCAACCACAUAGCAAGUGGGACUGGCAGAGCCAUCCCUGAGCUCCCUGGGCAGGGCAGUUUUCUGGGGUUCCUGCUCUCCAUCUGUCUGUCCUGGCCCAGUUCCAGGCUCUGAGUUCUGUGACCAAAGCCAGGUGGGCCCCUUGUCCCCCCCACCCGUGGCCAGAUCUCUGGAGUGGGAGGGUUGGCUGCCCCUCACCUCAGAGCCCCCCAAAGGCCAGUAAUGGAUCCCCAGUCCUCAGUCCUUACUCUGCUUUGGGAUAGUGUGCGCUUCAUUUUGUACACGUGUGACUUCGUCCAGUUAUAAACCCAAUAAACUCUGUAGAGUGGA